Messenger RNA from Desarmillaria tabescens, 2492 nucleotides. RefSeq lists its product as uncharacterized. The record is from RefSeq and is a predicted model, not a curated record. Lineage: Eukaryota; Fungi; Basidiomycota; Agaricomycetes; Agaricales; Physalacriaceae. The coding region runs from base 25 to 2259 and encodes 744 amino acids. The transcript is spliced from 12 exons. Gene Ontology annotation, molecular function: protein binding.
UGUUACCACCUUACCACCACCACUAUGUCGAGUCGUAAGAAACGCAGAACUUUGGCCGCUUCCACCGCAAACAAUGAGUCUGCGAGCAUCCCAGGACCUUCUCAACUCGUCAAAUCCAAGGGGAGCCGCAGGACGAGAGGAAAACUGUCGGCACUAUUGGAACUACCACUGGACAUUAUCCUUGAGAUCUUCAGUUUUCUUUUACCACUAGACCUCCUUCACCUUUCACGUCUUAACAAAGACUUCCGAAAGGUUCUCAUGAGCAAGUCAUCCAUAGGCGCUUGGAAGGCUGCCCGUCAGAAUCUUCCUGGAUUUCCAGGUCCGUUUCUAGGCAUGUCGGAACCUGCGUGGGUAAAUCUCGCGUUCAUGGCAGAGUGUCACUACUGCACCAGAACUGUCCGCAAUGCGGACAUGUACCUUAUGACUCGCGUCUGUCCUCCUUGUGCUUCUGAGAGAUUGAUAAAGAUCAAAACGUUUGAACUCCAGGCCAAGCCGCCCUCAGCGCAUGUUUCUGUCGCAGAUGUAACCAAGCUCAUACCUACUCAUCGCACCGGCUAUCGUCGCGGCGAUCAUACAAGUCCUAAAGACUGGGACUGGUGGUCAUUGCGUCGCGAUUAUGAUGUUAUGUGCGCAAAACUACUGUCAUUUGAUACCUCAAGGGAACGGAGCGAAUUUAUCAAGAAUCAGACUGCGUUCGUGUCUGCUAAUUUCACGCAUUCACGUAUCUGUCAUACUUGGAACCUCCAACGGGCAAACGAGCGCUAUCGCGAAAUCCAUCAAGGGAAGAAAGACAGACUACAAGCGAUACAUGAUAAACUCAAGGAACUCGGUUACGAAGAAGACCUAAAAGGAACCCACCCAUACCUUGACCCCCUCGCUAGUCAUCCCCUGGUCAAGAAGAAUGCCCCAUUAACUGAAAGAGGAUGGUCUAAAAUACGGGACGAACUAGUCAGUUGGGCAGAGCUAAGGCGAGCCAAUCGCCUGGCCGUGGAACAUGAAAAGCUGGUCAACUCUCGCAAGCCAAUCGCUGUAUCUAUCCUUCAACAAUAUAAGAACGACCGCGCCCAUUACCCCGUAACGACCUUCUUCCCUUCCGUGGCUGAUUUCUGUCAAUUUCUUCCUAUCAAAGAGAUCCUAGACCUCCCGUCCGACACUGAAGUCAAUGAAGAAAGCUUUUCCGGGGUCAUUCCCCAACUUCCGGAACUCUGCAGGCAAUGGAGAGGCCGGAUUAAGAGGAAACUAACCAAAUUACUCCUCCAGCCUAAUCCAAAGCGCACAAGGGACGAAACAGUUCAUCAGUUGCAACUGGCUUGCAAUGUAGUGAUCUGUCACCGAUGUAGCGAGUUCCCUGACACAGCACGUAGGCAUAGAGGGCAAAGUGCUAGCCAAACGUUUUUUGUCAUGCCUCUCUUCUAUCCUCAGAUGCUCUCGCAUCAGUGUAUGCAAGCCAGCGCUCGUCCCGUGUACAAGUUCGCAUCACUUGAAGAUCGUACCGUCAGGCUCAACUAUCCGGCAUGGCAUGUCCGUGCACCAUGGUCCACGGAAUACCUCGUAGAGAAUGACAAGUUCAGGAGCAUCGUCCAGCGUAUCGUGAAGAUGGUGAAUCUGGAUCCGGCCACGACGACUGUGGCAGAAAUGGACGCUGACGCGUCGCGUUUUGCUUGUCUCUUGUGCGAAAAGGAGCAACUGCCAGAAUUAAGCUCGCAGAUGUUUAUCUUGUAUCGGUGGAGAGAACUGGCGCAACAUAUAUUCCAGAGCCACUUCUACGUGACUGCCACCUUCCCACGCCGUGUACUCAAGUUCGAUCAUGGAGAGCUUCCUUCUAACUAUCGAUAUGUUGCUCCAGCGAGCACGGUCAUGUUCCGCUGCGUUCAUUGCCAUGAUCUUCCAUCUGAAAGUCCAAAAAACAAUAAUGGGCCCGAGGACAUCACGAGACAUAUGAAUACCUUGCACCCGGAUGUAACGACGCCCAAGCUGAACAAGGAUUUCUACAUACCCUUUGGCACACCGUCUGAACCUCACAAGGGUCAAAUUUUCGUAGCGGAACUAUCAAACCAUAUCAGCGAGGAGUCGCUGAUCAACUAUGAACAUGCUCUAGAGGGCUUUUGCCAAUCCUAUCAAUCGCAGUUCCAGUGGGAGACUGACCCUGACGCAGGCGUCCAUUUCGAUGAGCUCGAUGAAGAUGACCUUUUGGACGAGGAUAGUUCCGAUGAUGAGAGUGGCAGCGAUGAGGACAGCGAGGCGUUAAGUUCGAGCUAGUCCUACGACUUGUCAUUCCACGGAUGAAUUACCCGUAGACCAUACUGUUAGAAUAUGGAUUCCUAAUUCGGAAGUGCGAGCUUGCAUGAACAUUCUCGCUGGUUCUCCUCAUAUUCACCGGGACGCUUACUCAUCUUAGUGAUAUAUUACUCAUUUAUUCUAGUACAUUCUACAUAUUCCGGUAGUAUAAAAGCCAUGUAGUUAGUAGGGCAUCACUAGCGCGAUUGCCGUGG